AUCGAGUUACUUACGCGGGCAGGAUACCCUGCUUUUGUUCAAUUCGGAGAGAGAGAGAAAGAAAAACCCCGAUUCUUCCGAGAAUUUUUUCGAUCCUCUUCGAUGGCGAUUUUCAUCAACUGAUGCAUCAUCUCGAUCGAAGCUCUCCAUCUCUUCUUCGAUGGAGGAAAGCCGCAAGCUCUACCCUGAUAUAUUCGCCGAAGAAUCCCAGCCGUUGGAGGCUAGGGUUUCUCAUCUAAGCCUUGGCGGAGAACAUGAUCAGGUUUCUUGCAUUGAGAAACAGAGCAUGGAUGGCCCUUCCACGGGGAUUGGCGACAUGCCUAGUCAAGGAAUGACUCUGGCCCGAGAAUGUCAUGCCAACAAACCUCUUCAUGUUGGGGAGAACAACAGACAUGAGGAUGUGGGUCAUCAGAAACUAGGUAGAUACUUCUAUUACGAUUCGCCCCUUCAUGAAGAAACCGGAAUUUGGAUACCUGUCUCUGUUCCACCCAUGUCGGAAAGCGAUCACGAGGAAUGGAGCAGAGGCUUUGGGCCUAAUGGAGGCUUCUUCCCUGAAGGGGACAUGGGUUGGGGUCAUUUUCUUGGAGAAGAUAAGGCACUGACCAUGUGGGAUGUGGUAAUCGAGAUGUUGCUUGCUGCUCGUGGGAAAGUCAGUUCUCUUGCUUCUGGUGAGCUUCAUAGAUGUAGAAUGUCAUGGAUAUCGGGCCAUCUUCUCGAGCAAGCUUGGAAAGAGAUGGCACAAACUCUCACUGAGGCAAAUUUCGGCAAUGUGAAUGAAAUUCUUGAAAAGGAUCCACCAAAAUGGUUGGCUGACAGUGCUGCUUCAGCAUGCAUGCUGUGUAGUGUGCGGUUCCAUCCAAUCAUGUGUUCUCGGCAUCAUUGCCGAUUCUGCGGUGGGAUAUUUUGCAAUGAGUGUUCUAAGGGGAGGAGCUUAUUGCCAGAGAAGUUCCGCUCCAGGGAUCCACAACGGGUUUGCGAUGUUUGCUGCGUGCGCCUUGAGUCUGUUCAGCCAUUCUUAAUGAAUCAAGUAAGUCAUGCUGCACAGCUGCCAACCCAUGAUCUGACUGACCUCAGUACUUUGAGGUCUUGGUUAAAUUUUCCAUGGGGACAAUCAAUGGAAUAUGAGAUUUAUAAGGCUACAAACACGAUACGGGGUUAUAACAAGGUGGGUUCCAUGAGACCUGAAAAGUUGAUUCCGGAUGCAAUUCUAAGACACGCAAAAGGCCUCGCAAUUCUUACUGUUGUGAAGGUUGGUGUGAUGGCUACCUAUAACAUUGGGACAGGGCUUGUUAUUGCUCGCAGAGAAGAUGGGUCAUGGUCUCCGCCCUCUGCCAUUUCUUCUUUUGGUUUUGGAUGGGGAGCUCAGUUUGGAGGGGAGUUGACCGAUUUCAUAAUUGUUCUGAGGACAGAGGAUGCCAUCAAGACAUUUAGUGGAAAUGUACAUUUCUCACUUGGGGCAGGUCUCAGUGCAGCUGUUGGCAUUGUUGGCCGGGCAGCUGAAGCGGAUGUUCGUGCAGGUGAUGGUGGCUAUGCAGCUUGUUAUACAUAUAGCUGCAGUAAAGGUGCAUUUGUAGGAUGUUCGCUGGAAGGAAGUCUGGUCACCACCCGUACAUCUGAGAAUUCCCGAUUCUAUGGUAGUUCAUCCAUCAAGGCAUCAGACAUUCUCCUUGGGUCAUUCCCUCGACCGCCUGCAGCUACCAUUCUCUACCAUGCUCUGUCAGAUCUAUUCCAGAAGCUUGAUAAAUGAUAUGAUCAAUCACUCUUAUCGGUAUGGUCCUGUCUCCCCUAAAGAAAUGCUGGAAAAGGUACCUGCUGAGCGGUAGGAUUGCUUCUGUAGCUUUUAUGUGCAGCUUUGUCACUCCAAAUCAAAUUAUCAGCACCUAUUCUUCAGUUCCUUGUAAAGCAAUCGAUAAUUCGGUAUAUAAAUGGUUGUACAGUCCAGAAAAUUUCACAAAUUAUCAUUCCUUCUAUACAAGAAAUACUAUCAGGGGAUUGAUUGAUGGACCUUAAAACUAUCUGGUUGUAUAUAUAUAGACUUGCACAUGGACUGGCAAUAAUUACCAAAUAAUUGUGAAAAGAAAAUUUCUCUAAUUGACUUGCGAUCAGUUUGUCCAA
Molecule: messenger RNA, 2115 nt
Organism: Magnolia sinica
Lineage: Eukaryota; Viridiplantae; Streptophyta; Magnoliopsida; Magnoliales; Magnoliaceae
Exons: 5
Coding region: 161-1747 (528 amino acids)
Molecular function (GO): phosphatidylinositol binding; metal ion binding
Source: RefSeq, a predicted model, not a curated record